Molecule: messenger RNA, 352 nt
Organism: Oppiella nova
Lineage: Eukaryota; Metazoa; Arthropoda; Arachnida; Sarcoptiformes; Oppiidae
Source: the annotation of a GenBank genome assembly
UAUCUGCGGCGCUCUUAAGUGCGACGCCAUUGAUGGCGGGCCUGAGAUGACUCCCGACGACAAGGCCUUCUCGCAAAUCAAAUUGAUUGGCGCUCCUCUAUCGCUCUCUCAAGUCAUCCUUUAUCCGCGAGUCUUGAAAAUAGAGUACGACGAAACCAGAGCUCACCUCAAGUCCACACAAAUCCGAUGCUCCACUCAUAAGCUGUCGGACGCCAAUGCUUUGGCAUAUCUUCUAGAGAAUGGCUUUUAUAUUCUGCUGUUUAUACCCAACACUAUCGGAGGGCACAACCAAUUCUUAAGUGCUGUUUUCGGUUCACACGUGGACUCCAUUUCCAAAAUACAACCAGAAUUA